GGCGAGGGGGGCGGGCGCGGUGCCGCGAUGUGGCGGCGGCCGGCCGGGCUGCUGCUGGUGUUCGCGGGCUCCACCGCCGCGCUGUGGCUGCUGUCGGCGCGGCUGGGCGCGGGGCGGACGGGCAGGCCGCUGCGCUUCCCCUCGGACCUGGAGGAGCUGCGGGAGCUGGCCGAGGCGCUGCGGGACUACGAGCGGCGGCACCGCGGCGCGGCUGUGGCUCUGUUCUGCGCCGCCUACCUCUACAAGCAGAGCUUCGCCAUCCCCGGCUCCAGCCUGCUGGUAGGGCGCCGCGGGGCCGCGCUCCGUGCUGCGGGGCCGCGCCCGGCUGUCAGCACGCCGUUUUCCUCACAGAACGUUCUGGCCGGAGCGCUGUUCGGGCCGUGGGUCGGGCUGGCGCUCUGCUCCGCCCUGACGUCCGUGGGAGCCACCUGCUGCUACCUGCUGUCCGCAGCCUUCGGGAAGCGCGUGGUGGUGCGGUGCUUCCCCGACAAAGUGGCUCUGCUGCAGGGAAAGGUCGAAGAGAACAGGAGCUGCCUGUUUUUCUUCCUGUUGUUCCUGAGGCUGUUCCCCAUGACACCAAACUGGUUUCUGAAUCUCUCAGCUCCCAUCCUGAACAUCCCCCUGUCCCAGUUCUUCUUCUCCGUUCUCAUCGGUCUUACACCCUAUAACUUCAUCUGUGUACAGACAGGAGCCAUUCUGUCACAAAUCAACUCUCUGGAUGCCAUUUUCUCUUGGGACACGCUGCUCAAACUGCUUCUGAUGGCUAUGGCAGCAUUGGUACCGGGGACUCUGAUCAAGAAGUACAGCAAGAAGCACUUAAAGCUAGAUGAAGACGAGCACGCUCCGUUACUCAAUGGCAAAAAGAGCAUGUGAUGGCUCAGAUGGCCCAGGUGCUGGGGGACUGCCUCACAAAAGCUGCGGGUCUCUGUUCCUGUGGGUUAUAUCCUGCAUGCUCUGUGUCCUUGUGGACCAUGGAUAAUUGCAGCUUUUACUCUUUUCCUCAUCUAAGAGGAGGUUCUUCUUUUUAAUUAAUGCUUUAUCGUGCAUGGAUCUGCACUGAAAAUGUAAUAGAAGGAAACUUGGUGAA
This is a messenger RNA of Gallus gallus (chicken), 1087 nucleotides long. It is a transcript of the gene TMEM41A, whose product is annotated as transmembrane protein 41A. Bases 28 to 873 code for a protein of 281 amino acids. The transcript has 4 exons. Lineage: Eukaryota; Metazoa; Chordata; Aves; Galliformes; Phasianidae. The record is from RefSeq and is a predicted model, not a curated record.